GGCGCGCUAUUUCCCGCGAGAAAAGUUUCGCAUAUUAUUUCAACUGCUAGGGUUUCGAGGCAAAGAUUUAUCAUUUUCCCCUGAUUCAAACAUUUCUAGACUCUUCAUAUCACCAUUCACAAGGGGAAACUCAUCAGCUUCGAAAUCUAACAGAGGUAUGGAUACAUCAAAUCCUGCCGUCUUUGUCAAUGCUGAGCUCCUCCGCUCGUAUGUGGGAAGGAAGGUUCGAGCUGUGAUUCAGGUUAUGCGCUCUGAUGGUGGUACAGUGAUUGGGAGAUCUACAGAUGAGCAGCAGAUAGCUGUGAAAGGCAAUCCCCCUGGUCCUCUUACGACAUUUGUUGAGGUCAUAGGUAUCGCUGACAGUAACCAAUCUAUCCGUGCUGAAAUAUGGUCCAAUUUUGGGGACACUCUAGAUACACAUAGCUAUAACCAUGUUUGCUUGCUGGCAAAUGGUGAUUAUAAACACUUGUUCAUAUGAGGAGUCGAAAUUGACAUGAUCUAGUGGAUCCUAAGAAGUGAUCCAACUCUACUUUUAUACAUGAUGUCUGUGAAUACUUGUUUCGAAGUAUGUUGUUUAGUUUGGGAUGCUUUGUUAUGUUCUGGUAUAUGUUUUUCAGAGUGAACCUGCUGGAAUCCAGAACUUCUGUUACUUGCAUUACAUUUUGGCUGUUGCUAGGCAAUGUUAGCUUUUUGCUGCUUUGCAACUUCAUGUAUUGAUAGUUGAGUGUGGACAACCUUGUAUUCCUCUAAGAAUGCUUUUUAGGUUUUUUUUUUUUGGGUGGGUGGGGGCUCAGUAAAUGGCAAGUAUUUUCCAAAAUUAUAUUCUUAUCUAGGAGUUGACUCUUACGCACUCUGUUUGCAACUUGAAGAUUAUAAUGGAAAAGAAAUAGUUCAAAGGAA
Messenger RNA from Nicotiana tabacum (common tobacco), 900 nucleotides. Its product is annotated as replication protein A 14 kDa subunit B-like. Lineage: Eukaryota; Viridiplantae; Streptophyta; Magnoliopsida; Solanales; Solanaceae. Gene Ontology annotation, molecular function: DNA binding. Gene Ontology annotation, biological process: DNA replication; DNA recombination; DNA repair. Gene Ontology annotation, cellular component: nucleus. The record is from RefSeq and is a predicted model, not a curated record.